UUUCAUAAGAUUAACUAUAUUCACUUCGUUUCAUAUAUAAACAUUUCAUUUUAUAUAUAAAAUACAAAACUUUUAUUUCGAUAAUUAUAUGUACAUAUAUGAAGAGAAUAUUUAAUGCUUAUAUUUUUAAUAAUUAAAAGAUUUUAUUAAAAUUUUUUUAAAAAAAUGUCAAUAAAACGUGGUGCUUUAAUAGUUUUAGAAGGAUGUGAUAGAGCAGGAAAAUCUACUCAGGCGAAAAUGUUAAUAAGUGCUUUAAAUAACCGUAAUAUUCCUGUUGAAUUAUAUAGAUUUCCUAAUAGAACAACUGCAAUUGGAGAAAUAAUAAAUAAUUUUUUGACUAAAAAAACAGAACUUCCUUCUGAAGCAAUACAUUUGUUAUUUUCUGCAAAUCGUUGGGAAUGCAAAGAUGAAAUUUUGAAAACUUUAUAUAAAGGAACUACUCUUAUUGUUGAUAGAUAUGUUGCUUCUGGUGCUGCUUAUACAGCAGCUACAACUGGCAAAAAUUUAAAUUGGUGCAGAGAACCUGAUAGUGGACUGCCUUCUCCAGAUCUAGUUAUUUAUCUUUCAAUUUCCAAAAAAUCUCAAACUUUACGUAGUAAUUGGGGAGAUGAACGUUAUGAAAAUAUUGAAUUUCAAGAACUUGUUGCUUCUAAUUAUGAAAAAUUAAUAGAUAAAACAUGGUAUGUAAUUAAUGCAGAUGAUGAUAAAUCAGUAAUACAUUCUCAAAUAUUAGAAAAGGUAAUAGAUACUAUAAAGAAUAUUAAAUAUUUACCUAUAGAAAAAUUAUAUGAAUCUGAUAAAAAUAGUUAAUAUUAAUAAUAUAGAAUCAAAUAUAAAAAAAGUUUAUAUAUACCUUUAAAUUUCAAAUUAAUUAUUUUAUCAUAUUUAGCAACUAUGAAAAAAUAUAUUUUCAUAUAAUAAUUUUGAUUGUCACACAAAUAUAAUUUUUCUAGAAAAAUAUAUUUUUUUUAAAUAUAUUUCAUACAAAUACAAAUACUUAAAUCUUGAGGAUAAAAUAUUCAAUGAUAAAAUAUACUUAAUGUUUGAAUUUCAACUUUGAAAUAAUUUGAAAUUUUCAAGAGCUUAAAGUCUUGAAAAUUUUCAGAUUUCCAAGAGAUUUAGAUUUUUAAUUAUAUUCAAUUUAAAGUGUUUAAAGUGUUAUUAGAUAUAUACCUUAAUAUUAUAAAAUAUUUUAUAGUGAUUAAAUUGGCAUUUAGAAUUUUAUAUACAAAAUUUAUUAAACAUAUAAAACAGAAAUUUAUAUAGAUAAAAAUACAGAAAAAAAUUAAUAUGUUUAAAUUGAUAAAUAAUUUUUCAAUCUAUGAUUAUUAGAACUUUUUUUUAAUUUAAUGAAGUAAUAUUUAUUUUUAAAAUUUUUUUAUUUUAUCAUUUUAUACAUAUAUAUAUAAGCACGAAUUUUGUUCCAUUAUAAUAUUAUAUAAGUAUACAUAAUUUUUUUGAAUUUAUUAUAUUAAUAUAUAAUAAAUUCAAUUUAAUAAAAUGUAAUAAAACAAUGUAAUGAAAAGAAUUUUUUAUUAUUAAAGAAUAAAUUGUUUUAUUUA
Molecule: messenger RNA, 1562 nt
Organism: Apis cerana (Asiatic honeybee)
Lineage: Eukaryota; Metazoa; Arthropoda; Insecta; Hymenoptera; Apidae
Biological process (GO): dUDP biosynthetic process; dTDP biosynthetic process; dTTP biosynthetic process
Cellular component (GO): cytosol; cytoplasm; mitochondrion
Molecular function (GO): ATP binding; nucleoside diphosphate kinase activity; dTMP kinase activity
Source: RefSeq, a predicted model, not a curated record